Messenger RNA from Maylandia zebra (zebra mbuna), 1553 nucleotides. Its product is annotated as carboxypeptidase O. NCBI's taxonomy places the organism in Eukaryota, Metazoa, Chordata, Actinopteri, Cichliformes, Cichlidae. Gene Ontology annotation, molecular function: zinc ion binding; metallocarboxypeptidase activity. The record is from RefSeq and is a predicted model, not a curated record. Gene Ontology annotation, biological process: proteolysis.
UCUGUGUCCUUUUCUGGAGGAUCAGGAAGACUCUCUGCAUCUCAUUAUUGCUUCUGGCUUUCCUGCGACCAGUAUAGCCGACUGUUACAAGGACUUUUUACUUUCACAAAGAUGCUUAUCUCUGUAAGGCUGAGCUUUGUGGUGCUGCUCUCAGCAGUGGGCACAGCAACAAAAGAGAGAGUGCAGUACGACCACUAUAAAUACCACCCUUUGACAGAGAUCACUAGCUGGAUGGAACAGAUGGUAAAGGAUCACCCUGAUGUUGUAACCGUGGUGAAAUAUGGAAAGACCUAUGAAAGCAGGGAUAUUAGCUUGCUCAAGAUUGGCCUGAAUACUGGAAAGGAAAAGAAAGCUAUCUGGAUGGACUGUGGAAUACAUGCCAGAGAAUGGAUCGCUCCAGCCUUCUGCCAGUACUUUGUUAGAGAGAUUCUGCAGACAUACAAAACAGAUGCCAAAAUGGAACAGAUGAUGAAGAACGUGGACUUCUACGUCACUCCAGUGCUCAAUAUAGACGGCUACAUCUACACGUGGGAAAAUGAGACAACUCGACUGUGGAGGAAGAACAGGUCACCAGAACCUGAGGACUGCAGCUGCUAUGGCACCGAUCUCAACCGCAACUUUGAUGCCAACUGGGGAACUAUUGGGGUUUCAUUUAACUGCUGCUCAAAAUUCUACCCUGGAAGCAAAGCUAUGUCUGAGCUCGAGACCAGGGCUGUAACUGACUUUGUAAGAAGCCGAAAGGACAGCUUCCUGUGUUUCCUCAGCAUCCACUCCUAUGGCCAGAUGCUCCUGAUUCCCUACGGACACCCCAACUACACCGCUCCCAACUAUGAUGAACUGAUGAUGGUUGGUCAGGGAGCAACAGAAGCAAUAUGGAAGGUUCACCGAACAAACUACACUGUAGGAACCCCGCCCGAUGUAUUAUACCCCAUAACUGGUUCAGCCACUGACUGGGCUCGGAUGCAGGGGAUCCCUUUAACCUACAUCUUUGAGCUGAGAGACAAUGGGACAUACAGGUUUGAGCUUCCUGAGGAUCAGAUCCAGCCUACAUGCGAGGAGGCCUACAGAGGAGUUUUGUACAUCAUCACCUACGCCCACGACAAGACGUUUAACGGUGCUGUAGCCAACACUGCUGUGACCCUUUCCGGCAUACUGUUGGCAGCAGGUGUCACUGGAGCCACCCUGAGAUGAGAGCUGUUUGAUUUCAGUCAUUCUGCAAUUUGUGGCACUUAUAUUUAGUUCUUCAAGUAAUUUUUCAGAAAUAGAGUUUUAAAGUUUCAUUGCUUUCUAAAAAAGUGCAGUUGAUGUACAACUCUUUGUACUCAAAAAUUCUAAUCCAUGAAGUGUACUUGCAGAGCAUCUCCUCAGCCACUGUACUUUUUCACAUAGUUUAAAGAAAAUGAUUAGAAGUUAUAGCAGUUUUAAUUAGUUGCCAAUACUUGGUGUGUUGAAAUAUUCCCAAGACUAUCAGGACUUUUUUUUGUGUCCAUCUAAGUCUUUUGAAUGCCUUAUAUAAAAAGAAUGUAAAACAAAAUAAAACUACAUAAAACUUA